Molecule: messenger RNA, 3405 nt
Organism: Patella vulgata (common limpet)
Lineage: Eukaryota; Metazoa; Mollusca; Gastropoda; Patellidae
Product: general transcription and DNA repair factor IIH helicase subunit XPB
Exons: 2
Coding region: 251-2626 (791 amino acids)
Biological process (GO): transcription initiation at RNA polymerase II promoter; nucleotide-excision repair
Cellular component (GO): transcription factor TFIIH holo complex; nucleotide-excision repair factor 3 complex; transcription preinitiation complex
Molecular function (GO): hydrolase activity; 3'-5' DNA helicase activity; ATP binding
Source: RefSeq, a predicted model, not a curated record
CACCACCAAAAGAAAUUGUAACAUGGCUGAGUGAUGGAAGCACGUUGAACAUUCAAUAGACAAUAAUUUCAAUACAUUCUAUCAAUAGAAUGGUUCUUUCUAUAAUAAUGUGACAGGCAAUAAGCUAGGAAAUAAACUGCCCUCUUUUAACAAUUAUUCCUCUCCAUAAUAAUAUAUAAAAAUAAUUAUUUCUGAUCCUGACUGAAUAUUGUACCGGUAUCACAAAACCGGUUCAGUUGACUUAGGAAAUAUGGGGAAACGUGAUAGAAAAGAUAAGGAGGAGAGAAAAUCUAAGAAAUUAAAACCUGAAGAGGUUGUAUACGAUGAAGAAGAUACAACUCUAGACAAUGUUGAUGUCAAAGAUGGUGUGCCAGAGUCCGCCACAAGACAUGUUGAAGACGACGCAGCCGAGGAUGAAUUUGGUGCCAAAGAUUUCCGAAAAGCUCUCGACUUGAAACCAGACCACAAUUCUCGACCUCUGUUUAUUGGCCCUAAUGGUCAUAUAUUUCUGGAAUCAUUCUCGCCCGUCUAUAAGCAUGCCCAUGAUUUCUUGAUAGCCAUAUCGGAACCUGUAUGUCGACCUGAACAUAUCCAUGAAUAUAAGCUGACCCCCUAUUCUCUGUAUGCAGCCGUUUCGGUUGGUCUACAAACAAAUGAUAUUAUUGAGUAUUUACGUAGGUUGUGUAAAACGACGCUACCAAAUGGAAUAAUAGAAUUUAUCAAACUGUGUACAUUGAGCUAUGGCAAAGUGAAACUAGUUUUAAAGCACAAUCGCUAUUUUGUCGAGAGCCAACAUCCCGAAGUUCUCCAGAAAUUAUUGAAAGAUCCUGGAAUUCAGGAAUGGAGAAAACGUGCCGAAGUUGACGAGAAUGGAGAUCCACAAUUCAUUGCUGGAGAACUGUCUGGUAAAUCAGCUCUACAUUUAAAUAAACCUGUGCGAGAUCCAAAUCAAGCCGAAACAAGCACGGCAGGUGAAGGAACAGCUACCACUGAAGACGGUCAACCAGUUCCAGAUGAUAUUACUGCAUUUUAUGAUAAGAUUGAUAAUGAAGAAGAAGAUGAGGAUGAAGCCCAGCUGAAAACGGUUUCGUUUGAAGUGAAGCAAGAAAAUAUCGAAGAUAUACAGAAACGUUGUAUUGAACUUGAGUACCCACUUCUAGCGGAAUACGACUUCCGCAAUGACACUAUUAAUGCCGACGUUAAUAUGGAUCUGAAACCGUCAACUGUUUUACGUCCCUAUCAGGAGAAGAGUUUACGUAAAAUGUUUGGUAAUGGUCGUGCUCGAUCUGGGGUUAUUGUGUUACCAUGUGGGGCUGGGAAAACUCUUGUGGGCGUGACAGCAGCUUGUACUGUUAGAAAACGUUGUUUAGCCUUGUGUACGUCUGGUGUGGCUGUUGAACAAUGGAGGUCACAAUUUAAAAUGUGGUCGACGGUGGACGAUAGUCUGAUUUGUAGGUUUACGUCUGACGCUAAAGACAAACCAAUGGGGUGUGCGAUCUGUAUUAGUACUUACUCCAUGUUGGCACAUUCGACAAAACGAUCAUGGGAGGCAGAAAAAAUGAUGGAAUGGCUGCAAGGUCAGGAAUGGGGUAUUAUGCUAUUAGAUGAAGUACAAACAAUUCCUGCUAAAAUGUUCCGUCGGGUUCUGACUAUUGUUAAUGCUCAUUGUAAAUUAGGUCUGACAGCCACUCUGGUCCGAGAGGAUGACAAAAUUGCUGAUCUGAAUUUUUUAAUCGGACCCAAACUGUAUGAAGCCAAUUGGAUGGAACUACAGAAUAAUGGUUUCAUUGCUAAAGUUCAGUGUGCCGAAGUCUGGUGUCCCAUGACCCCUGAGUUUUAUCGAGAAUAUCUCCAAAUGAAAUCGAUGAAGAAACUUUUGUUGUACGCCAUGAAUCCCAAUAAAUUUCAAGCCUGUCAGUUUCUGAUUCGAUACCACGAACGACGUAAUGAUAAAAUCAUUGUGUUUGCCGAUAAUGUGUUCGCUCUGAAACAUUAUGCAGUAACAUUAAACAAGCCUUAUUUAUAUGGACCAACCAGUCAGGGAGAACGGCUUCAAAUUCUCCAAAAUUUCCAACAUAAUCCAAAAGUCAACACCAUCUUUGUGUCAAAGGUAGCCGACACAUCUUUUGAUUUACCAGAAGCGAAUGUGUUGAUUCAAAUAUCGGCUCACGGUGGUUCCAGAAGACAAGAAGCCCAGCGCCUUGGUCGAAUUCUCCGUGCUAAGAAAGGAGCAGCAGCAGAGGAAUAUAAUGCAUUUUUCUAUUCAUUGGUUUCCCAGGACACGAUGGAGAUGCAGUACUCUUUAAAAAGACAAAGAUUUUUGGUAAAUCAAGGUUACAGUUACAAGGUUAUUACAAAGUUAGCAGGAAUGGAAGACGAAAAUCUGGCGUAUGUCAGUAAAGAAGAUCAGGUUCGUCUGUUAGAGAAAGUAUUACAAGCUACAGAUGCUGAUGCUGAAGAGGAGAGAACUGUUGGUGAUGGAUCACAGAUGAGACCCAACAUGUCGCGUAAAGUUGGCAGUAUGAGUAGUAUGUCCGGCGCAGAUGAUGCUAUUUAUAUGGAGUAUAGGAAGAAAAAGGGAAGUAAAGAGAGUUCUCACCCCUUAUUUAAAAGAUUUAGACGCUAGUUCGGUGAAUUGUUUCCAUUUACUUUAUGGAGAAAUGGAGAUAAAGGGAUUAUCACCCCUUAUUUAGAUGUUAGUUGUGUGAAUCGUUUCCAUACACGUACCGGUAUAUUUUAAUUACAUAUAAUUUAUGGAGAAAUAAAAUGAAGGGAGUUAUUAUCCCUUAUUUAAAAAAUUUCGAUAAUAGAUGAAGGGGGUUAUCAUCCCUUAUUUAAAAGAUUGAGUUGCGUGGAUUGUUUCCAUAUAUAUAUCAUAGCCAUGUAUACUUUAUUGACAAAUGAAAAUGAUGGGAGUUAUCACCCAUUAUUUAAAAGAUUUAGAGCUAGUGGCUUGAAGUGUUACAAAAUUUACAAACUCAUGUUAAUAUGUGUAUAUAUACUUUAUGGAGAGAAAAAAGGGAGAAUUAUGUGCAUAGGGAGUUCUCGCCCCUUAUGCAGAAGAUUCUGACAUAGUUGUACAUGUAUGAAGUGUUGCCAUACACACAAAUGCAUGUAUAGGAAGUUCCUACUCCUUAUUAAGAAGGUUUGGACAUUAUUUGUUCGUAGUGUGUAUAGAUACUUUAUGGAGAAAAGUGGGGAAUAUACAUGUAUUAUAUGUAUAAAGGGAUUUAUUCAGAAGAUUUGGACAUUAGUUUUAUGAUGUGUUUCCAUGUUUACAGAUAACGUUUGUGUGUUUACAUUGUACAACUUAAAUUAAAACUUUCAAAUGACUGAAUAUUUUGUAUUAUGAUACGUUUUGCUUAGUGCUUGUAAUAAAAUAUUUUUUUCUCAGUACUCACUAAA